AUGUCCAGCAGUGUUUUGGUGAAGAACCUGGAGGACCUGAGCCUGGAUCCGGGCUAUGUGACCGGGGACCUCAGCCCGUCCCUCAGCCUGUCCUCAUCCGGUGGGUCGAGGCAGUCUCCGCCGCACAGCAGCACUCCUCCGCGGGGAGCCUGGCAGCGGCACGGCGGCUCUCUGAGUAGCAGGGACGGUAGCUGGGACACGGUGAGCUCAUUACCGGAGGACGCCUCGGACCUCCUGCUCAAGUGUCCCCGCCUGCCCGAGGUGGAGGAGUACCCGUGGACGGAGCAGGAGCUGCAGGAAGUCGUGCGUAAAGUUUCGCAUACAUCCAUCACAGAGGAGGCUCUCCAGCGGCUCUCCUCUCUGCUGCGGCGCGCUCUGGUGCGGAUCUCCCGCGAGGCGCAGCGGCUCAGUGAGCUCCACAGACGGUGCACACGCCUGGAGGUCCAGAGCGCGGUGAGGCUGGUGCUCAGCUGGUCUCUGGCCGACAAGUGCAUCUCUUCGGCGGUGAAGGCGGUGUCUCUGCACUGCAUGAGCUCCGGGGACCCCGCGCGCCAGAGAGGGAAGUCCGCGCGCUGCGGGCUCACGCUGUCCGUUGGCCGCUUCUUCAGGUGGAUGGUGGAGACGCGUGUGUCGGUGCGUGUGCAUGAGUACGCAGCAGUGUGUCUCGCAGCAUGUGUGGAGAGUUUGACGGAGGAGGUGGUGGAACGGGCGGUGCGGGUUGUGCGUUUGGCCGAAGAAGAAAAGCUUUUGCCCGGCGGAGAGAUGUCCUGCUGCCCGGUGACCGUGGAGCUGCUGGAGGGAACCGUGAACAGCGACGCGGAGCUGUGGGGGGUCCUGCAGGGGUACGAGCAUCUGAUCUGUGGCAAAAACAAGAAUGGUGAGUUGUCGCUGCCAGCCAACAUCAACCCGUACUCGAAGGUUCCCGAGGUUUGGAUGGAGAGCAGGGAGGACGCCUACCUCCAUCAGGAGCUGAGAGCUCUGCAGCAGGACCUCCUCUCCACCUGCGUGGGCAGCAUCUCCGAGCUCAGUGAUCUGGUGUCUCGGGCGAUGCACCAUCUGCAGCGUCUGCGUAGCUCGAGCCCCGCCCACAGCCCCGCUCUCUCAGCCAAUCAGACGUCAGUAUCCUGGGCUGCAGACGCCCUCCGCACACUUUACUACUUCCUGUCCGGCCCACAGAUGGAGUCUCUGGAAAACCCCAAUCUGGAGCCUCCCACCAUGACACUGAGCAGAGAGAGGCCGUUCCUGCUCCUCCCGCCUCUGAUGGAGUGGAUUCGAGUCGCCGUGGUUCACGCUGAGCAUCGACGCAGCCGAUUGGUCGACAGCGAUGAUGUCAGACAAACGGCCAGACUGCUGCUGCCGGGACUCGACUGCGAGGCUCGACAGCUGAAGUCAGAGUGCUGUUUCCACUCCUUCAGAGGUCUGGAUGCGGAAGCGGCUGCAGCUCAGUUCCAGGUUUCUCUGGGCUUCAGGAUGCUCUCCUGCGGUCGAGCAGAUCUGCUGCAGCCGGCCUCUCAGCUGCUGGGGAGGGGGGGGCUCGACACCAUGGACGACCAGGGUUUGACUCCUCUGAUGUACGCCUCUGCAGCCGGAGACGAAGCUCUGGUUCAGAUGCUCCUCGAGGCCGGAGCUCACCUGGACCUGCAGACGACUCUGCGUAUCCCGUCGUCGAUGAUGAAGGCUCUGCUGUACAGGCGGGUGUGA
Molecule: messenger RNA, 1701 nt
Organism: Notothenia coriiceps (black rockcod)
Lineage: Eukaryota; Metazoa; Chordata; Actinopteri; Perciformes; Nototheniidae
Product: ankyrin repeat and BTB/POZ domain-containing protein 2-like
Exons: 7
Coding region: 1-1701 (566 amino acids)
Molecular function (GO): protein heterodimerization activity
Source: RefSeq, a predicted model, not a curated record